Molecule: messenger RNA, 1063 nt
Organism: Mauremys reevesii (Reeves's turtle)
Lineage: Eukaryota; Metazoa; Chordata; Testudines; Geoemydidae
Exons: 8
Coding region: 1-615 (204 amino acids)
Source: RefSeq, a predicted model, not a curated record
AUGGAAAGCAGAUUUGCCUACAACCUACAUCACAAAGUGAGCACAAACAGCUCUGGAAACUUUGCUUGUUUGUAUCAGCACAUAGAUGGCCAGAUGAAGAAUUCGUUUCUCAGUGCAGCCUGGUACCUGAAUGUCACAGCUAACAUCUUGCAGGCUAAUAACAGUAGCCCUGGAAUGCAACCAUCUUGCGAAGAAAUGGUCCUUUGGUUAAUAUUGGGAUCUACAAUUCCUUCUGGCCUGUUUGUAAUUUUGGUGUGUUUCCUAUUGAUGAAAAAAGGUCUAUCUAAAUGCAGACAUACAAGAAUACAAGAUAUCAGUCACAAAAGCAGGAGCACUGAAGAUAAGCCAGACAGUGCAUCUCCCACUGGAUAUUUCCAGGAAAAGGCACCACAAGGUAACAAAGAUAUUGAUGGAUCAUAUGAAAGUUUGAAUGCCAUCACCAUGGAGGACACACCUUACUCCACACUUCCUGUGAUAGACGCCCCUGCCUCAACAACCUCUGAGUGCCAACCCAAUGUGCCAUUCUAUGAAGAGGCAGGAGACUUUGCAACUCAAAUGUCUCGGUGCAGCUCUUCAGACAGUGAUGGCUAUGAAGGAGAGCCAGUGAGGAGCUGAGACCAGAGGAUCAAACAACCGUGGACCAGCCUUCUCAGCGGCCCUGGAAGGAGCAUCAUAUUCAGCAAUAAAACUUAGGCAACCUCCAUGCUCUGUGUUCUCAGUCAAUGUCUCACAUGGAUGGAAGGAAGCACCAGCUGUAUGGAGUUAGGGGCAGGUGCUAAGAGCUUAAAAAGAUGAACCCUGCACACAAAAAGCCUCCUGCAGUAUACAACAAUGCCCUUUUAUUGCUCCUAGAACACCCAAGAGCGAUGCUACAUAUUCUUGCAUGUCAUGUAUUGGUGCGUUAUCUAUCUAUGGAAUCUAUGGCUGGAAUUUUUCCAAUGAAACAUUUUUUCCAUUGGAAAAUGCAAUUCCAUGAAAUUUGAAAUGCCUCAAAGAAACUUGUUAAUUUUGACAAAAUUUCAGGUAGAAAAAAAACUGGAAAGGGGUGUUGCUGUAAGGUGAA